AUGGAUUUCCAGAGUGAGGACGGAGAACAUCUAUCCUAUGGCGAGAGGGUAAAAAUCAAUGUUGGCGGAACAAUCUUUGAAACUUCGCUGUCCACACUUACAAGAUUAGGAGAUACUGUAUUAUCCACUAUGGUCGCCAAUCGUUGGCGUAGUCAGGAAGAACUUUUUAUAGACAGGGACCCUACCCAUUUUGCAAAAGUUUUGAAUUAUCUAAGAGAUGGUGAGAAUUUCGUUCCUCCUGCAGAAGAUUACCUUCGAGAGAACCUUCGAAGAGAAGCUGAGGUGUUCUACAAUUUGCCUGGUCUCGCAAAAAUGUGUUUGCCCGAAGUUUUUCAUGUGGGCGAUAAAGUACAGUGGAAAGAAAGUGCUAUAGAUUCAUACUGGAUGUCUUUUGUUAGAUCCAUCAGAACAUGCUCUAUUUUGCCUUCCUUAAGGUUUGCUGGCUACCGAGAAACAACCAAAUGGCUCGAAUGUUUUGGCUGCGGAAAUGAG
This is a messenger RNA of Strongylus vulgaris, 492 nucleotides long. The record is from the annotation of a GenBank genome assembly. Lineage: Eukaryota; Metazoa; Nematoda; Chromadorea; Rhabditida; Strongylidae.